CCUUCUAUUUCAGAGUUUAGGAGUCUUGAACAAUUGGAUUUGGUGGGCAAAUGUAGUAAUUCGGUAAGACAGUCACCACCGCUAUCAAAAACGACCACACAUACUACUUAUCUAAACAUUCUGAAUGAUUCAGUCCUCCAAGAUCGACCGACCAUUACCAUUCAUCAUGAGAACAUAACGACCGUACAUACUACUUAUCUAAAUCUUUUUUAUGAUUUAGGUUUUUAUAAUUUAGGACUGUCACCACCACUAUCAAAAACGACCACACAUACUACUUAUCUAAAUCUUCAGAAUGAUUUAGUCCUCCAAGAUCGCCAGACUAUUACUAUUCAUCAUGAGAACAU
Molecule: messenger RNA, 344 nt
Organism: Racocetra persica
Lineage: Eukaryota; Fungi; Glomeromycota; Glomeromycetes; Diversisporales; Gigasporaceae
Source: the annotation of a GenBank genome assembly